CAUCUCCAUCUCCAUCUUCUUCCUCUCUCUCUCUCUCUCUCUACGUUCCAUCACUGCACUUUCACUCUCACUGGCCAUUUUUCUCUCCUUUAUAUCAACCCCAUACUCCUCAAUCUCACUCUGCUCACUUCCUACAUUCUCUGUUCAUAUAGGGUUGCUGGAUAACGCCGCAAUUGUUUGCAGGCGGUGAAGAAAUCAGAAAAAUGGAUCCGCCAUUGGUAAACGAGGCAUCCUUCACUGCGGCGUCGAAUCCGUCGUCGUACAGCCUUGCUGGACUGUUGUCGUUCCCGACAAGUGUCGGGGAAGGCGGAGUGUUGGGGCUUAGAAUGGGGAGUUUGGGCGGCGGAGGAGGCAGAGGAGAUGGCUCGUUGGAGGAGUCGACGGUGACGGAGCACAGCGGGAAUGGGAAUGGGAAGAGGAGGAGAGAUUCUAGAACCUCCUGCGACGAUAAUAGCUCUUCCAAGCUCGUCUCCACCAGCAGCGCUAAUCACGAUUUGAACGAGCUGGAUCUCAAACGGAUGAAGCCGUCAGGAUCGAAAUCGGAAGCUGAAGCUAAUUCAGGGACGAAUUCGAAGCCGAUUGAGGAGAAGACCAAACCAGAGCCACCAAAGGACUACAUUCAUGUCAGAGCACGAAGGGGACAGGCAACUGAUAGCCAUAGUCUUGCUGAAAGAGCUCGGAGGGAGAAGAUCAGCGAGAGGAUGAAAAUCCUUCAGGAUUUGGUUCCGGGAUGUAACAAGGUCAUCGGAAAAGCUCUUGUUCUUGAUGAAAUCAUCAAUUAUAUUCAGUCGCUGCAGCACCAAGUCGAGUUUUUGUCGAUGAAGCUUGAAGCCGUUAAUUCGAGGCUGACUCCUGCAGUCGAAGGGUUUCCUCCUUCCAAAGAUCUAGCGCCGCCGCCGUUUGAUCCCAGCGGAUUGAUAUUCGGGCCACAAACGCCGAGGGAUUUUGCCCGGGGAUCGCAAGCAGAGUGGCUCCAAAUGCACAUCGGCAGUGGCUUCGAAAGAUCGUCGUGACCCCACCGACGCCGAAAACUCGGAAAAAUAUAUUCUGGUAUGAAGGCAGGAUCCUUAGAAGUUGAUUUAGCAGAGCAGAGGAUAUAACAUUGGAUAGGUUGGUUAUGUAUUGUCGUAAUUUUAAGCAGUCUUCUUGUAAGAAGAGUAGUUUGCUGUUAUUCCAAAUAUAUUAUGCUUUUUUAGAAAAAAAGAAUUAUUUAAAAAAAACUAAUUUGUAAGAACGGUGCUGAAAUUCUGUGACAUUUUUAUGUGCAAAAUUGAUAUGUGUUAGGGUAAA
Messenger RNA from Andrographis paniculata, 1290 nucleotides. Its product is annotated as transcription factor BHLH094-like. NCBI's taxonomy places the organism in Eukaryota, Viridiplantae, Streptophyta, Magnoliopsida, Lamiales, Acanthaceae. Gene Ontology annotation, cellular component: nucleus. The transcript has 6 exons. Bases 204 to 1013 code for a protein of 269 amino acids. Gene Ontology annotation, biological process: regulation of DNA-templated transcription. Gene Ontology annotation, molecular function: DNA-binding transcription factor activity; protein dimerization activity. The record is from RefSeq and is a predicted model, not a curated record.